Messenger RNA from Rhopalosiphum padi (bird cherry-oat aphid), 3783 nucleotides. RefSeq names its product cyclic AMP-responsive element-binding protein 1 (gene CrebB). Gene Ontology annotation, biological process: regulation of transcription by RNA polymerase II. The record is from RefSeq and is a predicted model, not a curated record. Gene Ontology annotation, molecular function: DNA-binding transcription factor activity, RNA polymerase II-specific; protein binding; RNA polymerase II cis-regulatory region sequence-specific DNA binding. The transcript is spliced from 7 exons. Bases 954 to 1772 code for a protein of 272 amino acids. Lineage: Eukaryota; Metazoa; Arthropoda; Insecta; Hemiptera; Aphididae. Gene Ontology annotation, cellular component: transcription regulator complex; nucleus.
AACGGCGGCGGGCUUACGGGGCCGCGCGCUCGCUAUAUACCUCGUUGUGUUGUCAUCACUCCCGUGUGUCUCCUCCGUACCUAUCUCUCUCGGCGUCGUCGUCGUCGUCGUUGCCGCCGCCGCCGCCGCUGUCCGACGUCCGUCCGCGUCGCCGUUACGAUUUUAUCGUUUGCGUUAACGUUCACUGUCACCCGGUCGCCGCGAUUUUGCCCGUCCGACCGUCGUUUUCGUCGUCAAACGCCGCCGUUUCGCCGUUUUCCGCGGUUGCCGUCCGGACGAAAUCUCCGCGGCGUCUACGGCGCCGAAAAACCGCGUACUCCUCCGGCGGUACGGAAAAAUCGCGUUUCGCAUUAACAACAACAUCAAUAUAAAUAUCGUCAUAAUAACAAAAUAAUAACAACAACAACAUAUUACGCGCACACCAUGUUCCGCACGCCAACGUCCGUCCGGCGACGACGUAGAUUACAGUGUUAUUGCGACGGCCGGCCCGCGAAAUUUUACAAUCAUCCGCGCGCGCGUUAUCACAGCCGCCGUCGGUUUAUUUAUUAUUGUCGUCGAGACGCUUUAUUUAUUUCCGUUGUUUACCCCUACCCGAGAGGCACUGUACCUGCCGCGAUGUCGGAUACCCGCGGAGACGGGCCGGCGACGUCGGAAAACGAAUUAUUAUUAAAACGUCGUAAACAAACCGCGAGCGUAUCGUUUUUAUUUCGCGGGUCUACCGGUGGCCGGACACCGGACGGACCGAUCGUUUUUACAGUAAUAUCGUAUUAUAUUAUAUUAUCAUUAUCGCGUAUGGUCUUACGCGCGCGCGGCAAUCGUCCCUGCACUGCGGCUGUUGUGGUCGUGUAGGCCUUUUUCACACCGCCACCUUCGACCAUAACGGUUUGUGCUCGUCAUGAUCAAGUGUUGUUUUUAUUCGUUUGUGUAGGACGUAACGACGAUCUGAUCGUGUUAUGGACGGUAUGGUAGAAGAAAAUGGGACUGGCGGUUCAGUUGACGCCCUCGUCUCACAGGGUACCGGCAGUCCGAUUGUCGUCACGUCGGUGCACUCAGUCAUUCAAGCGAACCAACAGUCAGUCAUCCAGACUGCAACGCAAGGCACCAUGCUCACCAAAGGCAACGUUAUAUUGUUAAGCAAACCGAAUUCAGUCAUACAAACCCCUCAAGGAAAUAUACAAACUCUUCAGGUAGUUGUUGAAGCUGGUAGUGAUGAAAGCUUAUCAGCAAACGAGGAUAGCCCCAAAAGAGGACGCCACGAUGCCUUAACAAGAAGGCCGUCUUAUCGGAAGAUCCUGAAUGAUAUCGCAGGCGGAAAAGUUGAAUCAUCUGGUUCAGAUUGCGAUUCAAAUCUUGACAGCGAAUUAUCUUCAAAUUCACUGUCUGCUCAUUACCAAACUGUUCCUGGAUCAAUUCAGUUAAAUAGCCAAGGUGAAAUGCAUAAUAUGCCAACAUUAACAAUGUCAAAUGCAACUUCUACUGGUGGUACUAUAUUGCAGUAUGCAAGUCAGGAUGGACAAUUUUUCGUACCUGUUGUUACACAAGGAGGGAGUUCCACUUUAAAUACAAGUUCUUUGGUACCCGAAGACCAAGUUAAAAAACGUGAAAUGAGACUAUUAAAAAAUAGGGAAGCAGCAAGAGAAUGUAGAAGAAAAAAGAAAGAAUAUAUUAAAUGCUUGGAAAACCGAGUAUCUGUAUUAGAAAAUCAGAAUAAAGCACUUAUUGAAGAGUUAAAAGCGCUAAAAGAACUUUAUUGCCAAACAAAGACUGAAUAGACAUAGUUUUUGAACCUUCAAAUUUAAAAGAGAAAACAAAGUACCAGUCAUGACCAAAAUUGCAUGCUUAACGUGAUAUUUUCAAAAAUCUUGUAAGCUCAUUUUAACUUAUAUAAUAUGUUUAAAUCUUUUGGUUAUGUUUUUGGAAUUAAGUAAUUUUUAAAAAUGGUUUAUUUUUGUUAAAAUCCAAAAAAUUAGUUAAAGGGUCAAUUGUGCAGUUAAAUGGGUGGCCAAUUCCGUGUAAACGAUUAUUUUAGUGCAUAAUUGUCAACUACAUGACAUCACAGUAAUUUUUGUUCAUAUAUUUUCAAAGAAUUUAUGAGCUUUUAUAUAAUCUAUGCAGUUACAUAAUUUUAUAUUGUGAAAUUUGAAAUUAAAAAGGGGGUUUCUUUUUACAAUUAGUGUUGGCUACAUUUUUUAAGUGUCAAACAAAAGAAUUUAUGUGGUAAUUAUGGGGUUUGUUUAAAUUAAAAUUAUUUUUUCCUUAAAUUUACUUGUUAAAAUGUACUAUCCAGGUUUGGUUAUGAUAAAUGAAUGGACUAUUUUUUAUAUAUACAAUUCUCAAAAUAUUAAGUUACCUGUAUGGUUAUUUCGAUUUAAGAUAUAGGUAUAUAUUAUAUAGAUUAUAUAUAUGAAUAUAUAAAUAGGUUGGUUUAUUUUAUGUAUUCAAAUGUAUUACCAUUUUUUAAGCAUUGAUAUUUGCCAUAAUUUUAUUUUAUAGACAUCAGUUCAUGAGUUUUACAGUUUGUUGAAAAAAAGGGUGUUAACUAAUAAUAUUUUACAGGGGAAACAAAAUUAAUGUUUCAAAAAUAGAGAUUGAUUUAAUUAUUUAAUUUAUUUCAUCUAUUUGUAAAAUAAAAAUAAGUUUUUAUUAAUAUUUAAAAUAUUAUGCUGGAAACAGCUUAAACAACGAUAAUGUUCCACAAUAAUGAUACUAAUUGCUUAUCUCCAAGUUCUUAUAAAACUUUUUUUAUCUAAAUAAAACUUGGGAUUUAACUAUUUAGUUUUAUAAAUUAGUUCAUAAUUAUCCCCUGUUUGAUGUUAAUAUUGGAAUUGACUACCAUUUAUCAUUUAACAAAAGUUGAAGACCUCUUUCUGUAUACAUAUUCUAUAUUAUAUAAAUAUAUAUAUCGGUAUAAUUGUUAAAAUGGAACAAUAAAAUAUUUUGGUAGAAAUUAGAUAUCUUUAAUUUGUUUAGUGUAUAUAGUUAUUUUUAGACUUGUUUUAUUAUUAUUUUUAAAUGUAAAUUGAGCAUAAAAAUGUAAUUUUUUUAAUGUAAAUUUGUUGUCUAUUAGAAAAAAGAUUAUUUAUGAAUAUAUUAUGAAUUUGUUAAAUAUUGUGUAUGGUGUAUAAUCGAUAAUCAUGUUUCAUGUAUAUAUUUAUAUAUGAUAUGAUAAUGAUAAAUAUUUUUAAUACUAUUUUGAUAAAAAAAAAAAAUCCGUUGAAGUUUAAAAUGGUUACAACUGUUUAUAUAAAUGUAGACUUAAUGGUUGAAUUUCUUCAAUCUAAACUUUGAAAACAAACCAAAGAUAAUGAAGCUAUUAACCAAUUUUUAUCAAACAGAUUUUUGAUUAUUUAUUCUAAAUUUGUUAAAUAGAUAACUAAUUUAUAUUAUAAUUUAUUUGUUUAUUUUGUUAUUCUUAAUUUGUUUUAUCUUUGUUUAGAUAAAGGGAUAAUGUUGUUAUGGUAUAUCUACUUAUAAACUUGUAUAAUUAUUAUUUUUGUAAUCCUAUUUAGUUUUAUUAGUGUUUUUCCUUAGUUCAAAUAAAAUGUUAUUUUGAAUGGCAAAGGUGAACGCAGGGGAGAGAGUUAAUCCUCUUAGAAAUAUCUGGAAAACAAAAAAAAAAAUAUUUAUUUAUUUCAAAAUUUCCCGCAAGAAUAAAAUAUACAUUUUUAAAAACUUAUUCCUGCGUUUUCCCCUGUCAAAUAGAACUAAAAUUUCAAACAGACUGUUUAUAAUCAUUUUUUUUUUAAAUCUUAAUUGUUUAUCAAUAAAAAAGUAAUUUCAAUA